Gorilla gorilla gorilla (western lowland gorilla) is the source of this 2461-nucleotide messenger RNA. Its product is annotated as IQ motif and SEC7 domain-containing protein 3-like. Bases 219 to 932 code for a protein of 237 amino acids. The record is from RefSeq and is a predicted model, not a curated record. The transcript is spliced from 3 exons. Lineage: Eukaryota; Metazoa; Chordata; Mammalia; Primates; Hominidae.
GGUGGGGGUGGGGGUGGGGGUGGGGCCUUGCGCAGCCGCCCCGCCCCGCGAUGCGUGUGUGAAGGUCGGGGUGGCAGUGACGCGGCGCCGGCGGGGGGAGGGAGGCUGGGCCGGUGGGAGAGGGAGGCGAGCCGACCACUGGGCUGCUGGGCUCCCGCGCCCUCGCGCUCCCCGCCGCCAGCCCAGGCGCAGGCAGGGCGCAGGCGGCGGCGGGCGGCAUGGAGAGCCUGCUGGAGAAUCCGGUGCGCGCCGUGCUCUACCUCAAGGAGCUCACGGCCAUCGUGCAGAACCAGCAGAGCCUCAUCCACACCCAGCGAGAGCGUAUCGACGAGCUGGAGCGGCGGCUGGACGAGCUGAGCGCUGAGAACCGCAGCCUGUGGGAGCACCAGCAGCUGCUACAAGCCCAGCCUCCGCCCGGGCUCGUCCCCCCCGUCAUCGGCCCCGCUGCCGGCCGCUCCGGCCACCGCUCCUGCCGCCGCCAGGGCCUAGGAACCUCUCCAGGACCACAGGGACAGCGCUCAGCAGCCGCGCCACAUCCCGCGCCCGAUCAGCCGCCGCUUCAGCACCACGGACAGCUCCUGGAGCAGUCCCAGCGGGGCCCUGGCAGCAGGGCUCACACACCCCAGUCGCCCCACAAGCAUCUGGGGACACAAGGGGCCGUGACUGACAAGGAGAAGGAGCGUCCCCCGAGUUGCUGCGCUGCUGCCGGAGCCCUCCUUCAGCACAAAUCCCCCUCCGCCCUCGGCAAGGGCGUCCUGAGCAGGAGACCUGAGUGUCCUGGGAGCUUGGCGCAUAUGGAAGACAUCAGUUGGACUCCUUUGCUGGCUUCCAGUCCUGCUCCUGUUCAUCUCAUGAUGCUCAGAGGGAUGUGGGAAGCAAGGCAUCCUUACUUGGCCUCAAACGACCUUCAAAUUCUCCUGCUCCUGCCGUGACCAUGACCACCGCCUCCUGCUUUCCAGAACAUCCUCCGACUCCAGCCUUUGUGUGGCUGCUCACAUCCCUCCUCCCACCAGAAGCAGUGGUUGCUGUCCUCACCUCCUGCUGGAAUUGUACUCAGCCUGCCGGGGGAGAUGCUCAAAAUAUCACGAUACCAUGGAUACUGAGCAAACACAAAGCAGCUUGGAGCAGGAGUGGGGUUUAAAGCCUGAAGGCUCCCAAGCUGUGCCUGGUGUUCACCCUUUAGUUGCUAGACAGUGGAAAGGUAGGGGGAGCCCCAGAGGAGGGGCCUUUGUAGUGAGGAGGGACUCUGGACAGCAAAUAUUUUCCGAUUCUGUCGAUUCGUGUGGCCGUGAAAAAUCAUUUAAUACCUCCGUUGCUAAGUGGCUUAGACUAGCAUCUGAUGAUCUUCAAGGGCCUUUCACGCUCUACAAUUUGAUCUUCUUCAAUACAUGUCAAAUUUGAUUUGCUGAUAUAGCUCAUUGCCAACCAUCUAUCUCUUGAGGCUGAGUUUUCCUCAAGAGGAAAAGGUUUCCCUUCAUGACUAAAACGUUCCAAACCUGUAUUCAUAGAAUUAUGCCACUUUUAUAGAUUUGUAGCCUUUCUAAAUUCAAAGGCUGUUCUCAGAAAUGGUACUUGUGAGCACCCCAUAUAAAGGGAGAAGGGAAGGGGUGGGCACAGUGAAAGGUGGAAAUUCACCAAAUCAGCUGCGGCUGAGAAGCAGGAGCACAGUCAUAUGGUCCUUCCACUUGGCAUACGGCACCUGCAUCACUCCCUACAUAUGGCCCCUUUGGAAGCGACACUUCAUAAACCAAGAGCUCCAGAACUGCCCAAGACAGGCCAAUCAUAUUCUUUGCCCUAAAUAACCAAAGUUGUUCAUCUGGAAACACAUAUAAGUAUGUAUGUUUGAAAUAACUUCACAGCAGUACAGAAAGGUAAGGAUGCUUGUUUUCACGGAGAGGAAGAGUCAGCUGAGGCAGUUCUAAGCAUGGCUUCCUCUAAGUUCCCAAAGCAAGUUUUACAAACUCAGAGUAUACUUCAUGACACGGAAAUCACUUACGUGUGGGUCCCUCUUUCCCAUGAACUUAUAAAGCAUCACCGAGUUAAGAGUGGGGCAGGUUGUUAUUUCUGUAACCCCAGUUACUAGCACAAUGCCUAGAACAUAGGAGGUUCUCAAAAAAUGUUGGUUGAAUGAAUUAAAAAGACCCCUUAAUGCUUGGAGAUAGAGAAUGUGCACAGGGCUUGUGAAGCCCUGUUACCUGGAGAGCUACCUGGGCUGAGGGACAGUAUGAAGGAGGAGACUUAAGAGGGGAAAUUAAAAGUGAUUAAUUACCAAUGCAUUGAUGCACUCAGCCUCUCCAUUUCAUGAAAAUCUAACAACUUUUAGGAGGCUGUCCAUCUCCUUUUAAAUAAAUACUGUUUGAAGCAUUGGAAUUGCCUCAAUUUAAUGUUACGAGAAAAAGUUAUUAGACUCUCAUAAUUGUAAGAUGUUUUCCAGGGAAAAGAUUCAAAUAGAACCUGAUAC